This is a messenger RNA of Penicillium cosmopolitanum, 408 nucleotides long. RefSeq lists its product as uncharacterized. The record is from RefSeq and is a predicted model, not a curated record. Lineage: Eukaryota; Fungi; Ascomycota; Eurotiomycetes; Eurotiales; Aspergillaceae. The transcript has a single exon. The coding region runs from base 1 to 408 and encodes 135 amino acids.
AUGAUUCUCAUUUUGGCCGGAUAUUACGCAGUGGACAUACCCGAGCAAUCAUCGCCGAUUCGGCCAAGAUUACUCGAGGAGGCAACAACUAUCAUGUUGUCCAGAUUGAAAACCACACAUCACCAAAUCUUCUUGCGACAGAUAUCCGACUUCCCAUCCGAGCCUUUACCGGGGGCCAUCCUCCCUCCCCUAAUGUUAAUAUUAAAUCUCAGAGAUUGGCUAGCACUAGCGCUCACAGACGCUGUGGACACUUGCGACACAGAAGACCACGCCGCCGUCAAAGCAAUGCUGCGACGCGUCACCAACGCCAACCCUGAAGCCCUCGCCAAACCUGCACCAGCAACAGCCGGAACGGCAACUCGUGCCAGCCUGGUGCCCUACGGGGACGAGAGUGAAACCGAGAUUUAG